UCCCAAGGAGCAGCCCGAUGGCGACAGCGAGCUCGGCAUCAGCCGGCACCAGGGCAGUGGCCAAAGCCGGCCAGUUGCUGUCGUGCCGGCGUAUCCUGAGCUGCCCGUCGGUGCCGGGGGUCCGCCGCCUGAGCGCGGUCAAAGCCAGCGGCCACAGCCGCUCGCGGAACACGCCGGAGGCGGAUCGCUCGGUGCCGCUGGUCAGUCACCACCGGGCCACCCGCUCGCUCGUCUACCGGGACGUCAAGCUGUUCCUGAACGAGAUCGGCGCCGAUCCCCGGGAAGCCCGGUACUGGCUCACCCAGUUCCAGAACUCCAGCAGCAGCGGCAACAACAAACCCUUCGCCGUGGUGGAGGUGGACGAAGAGGUCUUUUACUCGAAAGAGAUGGUAUCCAGUCUGGCAUUCGGCCUGGCAUUCCUACAGCGAAUGGACAUGAAACCUGUGGUUGUGAUAGGAUUUUCAUGUCAGCAGGUUGGAGAGCGAUCCGAUUCAUUCACUGAAACCAAAUCCUUAUUACUCAGGAAUUGCAGGAUCCUAACUGAUGCACUGCAUAGGAAUUCAGCUGUCAUCAUGCCAUUUUUUAAUGGAGGUUCCUUACUGAGAGCAGAGAAGUCUUCGUCUCACAACAGUUUUGGGAACGUAAUUUCGGUGGAGGAAGAUCUGUUAAGUUGGAGCCUGGAGUCUGGUCACAUUCCUAUCAUCUGCUCUGUGGGAGAGACUUCUGAUGGACAAUUAGUGCUUCUAAAUUCCUUGGGUGUCACAGCAACAAUUGCCAAGUUAAUGCAACCCCUGAAAGUGAUGUUUCUGAACAAUUCUGGAGGUCUUCAGGACUAUGACAGAAAGGUUCUGGGACAGAUCAAUCUUCCAUCUGAUCUAGAUCUUCUUUCAAAUGCCAACUGGAUUAGCGAAAAAGAGGAAGAGAAAGCAAAAGUGAUCAUGGAUCUCCUCAAUCACAUACCAUCAGAGUCAUCUGCUGUCAUCACUUCUGCCAACACCAUACUCACAGAGCUCUUCAGUCACAGAGGAGCUGGGACAUUAUUCAAAAAUGCUGAACCCAUCCGCAGAUACACAAGUCUCGAUGAAAUAGACACAACCCGUCUAAUAUCACUCAUAAAUAAAUCUUUUGGAAAAGAUCUACACAAGGACUAUAUUUCAUUACUGAAUCCCAGGCUACAUUCUAUUUAUUUAUCAGAAGGGUACAGCGCUGCUGCAAUUAUCACCAGAGAGCCUGUCCUGAAUGGAAUGCCAUAUCUUGACAAGUUUGUGGUCAGUACAAAUAAACGUGGCCAAGGUACCAGCCUGAUGCUUUGGGAAUGUAUUCGCCAGGAUUUUGACUCUCUGUUCUGGAGAUCAAGAGCGACAAACAGAAUCAAUCCCUGGUAUUUCAAACAGUGCGAUGGAAGCUUUACAACUGGAGAGUGGAUCGUCUUUUGGUAUGGCCUGUCUAAUAUGCGUGACUCUUAUGAACUCGUGGACCAUGCAGAAAGUUUACCUGAUUCAUUUAUACAACCAAAUUAGCCUCUAAACCAGCCAUCAUCUGCUACAGAAAACUCAAACUAAAUCUCAGCACUUUCUGUGCUAGGUAUUCUUUGUCAUCUGAAUCUGAAAUAUUGCUGCUCUAAAAGUUAGAUUUGCCUUAGUUUACUUCUUUGGCAUACCCAGUCACUCUGAAUGCCUCGUCCUUUUUAAUCUGUUGAGUGGGAUUGGUUGCCUACAAAUUCUAUUAUACUAAAAGAGUGAAAAAUUCUAUUUUUAUUAGCACAAGGCUAGUAAAAUCAAAAUUAAUGAGAAUUUUAAAAUCAACUACACUUCUGUCUUCUACAAAAUAUUUGUUGUAAAUGAUAACAAUGAUUGUUAAGCUUGUUUUUACUAAAACUGAGCAGAGAGCUGCACAGGUAAGCUUGCUCACAGACUCAUCAAACACACCGUGCCAUCAUCCCCCAUUUGGAAACGUCCAAGAGCAGAACAAUGGACCUCUCAAUGAUGCAUAUGAUUUCCACUGACUCAGAGGAAGGUUGCACACAAAGUGCAGUCUGUUAGCUAAAACAGGUUGCCACUCAUAGCCGAACUGAGGAAAAUGUGUCUGAUGAGAACAAUUGUCUUGAAUGAGAUGUAAGAAGCUCGAUCUACUAUGUAGAAACUUCCAAGAGGGAGUAAACUUCAAAUUGAAUUAUGUAAAGAUUCUUGUGGCCAGUGAUUCUGAAUUCCUUGCAUAAAAUCCACGAGAAAGGUUUUUUUUUAAAAACAUUGUAGCUUAAUAACCUGGAAGGAAAACCCUAUCUGUAUAGUGCGCGUUUCCAGUGUGGCUUUCUUCAAUGGUGUAAAUGAGGAAUGCAAAUCACAUUGGUAGCAGUGCAUACCCCCCCUUGGAAUGGUAGAAUAGUGGUUGGUUAUCUACCUGAAUUGUAAUCCCGAACAUUGAACAAAUAAUCCAAAGCCAUGGGUUCAAAUCCCACAAUGAGAAGAUGAGAUUGUUAAUAAAUGAAUCAAGAAUGAAAAAGUUGAAUCAGAAAUUAGGGCAAUGUAAUGACUAGCCUUUGUAAAAGCCUAUCUAGUUUACUGCUAUCCUGGAAGAAGGGAUUUUUGCCAAUCUUAGCUUGUACUUGACUUUUCAGUCUUGGCAAUGCAACUUAACUGACCUCUGAAAUGGUUGAGCUGGGCAUUCUGUUAAGGACAGUCAGAGAUGGCACACCAAUUCUUCCUUGUUAGCAGCGUCCAAGUGCUAUGACUGAAUUAAAGAUCAUGUAAAGAGCAGCGAGAAAAUGACAGGAUUGUAUCACUUCUAAAAGAAUUAGCUAAAAGCUAAGCACAUAAUUAGAGCUCUAUACCUAUUGUUUGAGAGUUAACCAUGCUAUUUAAUUUGACAGUUAUUUUAGAACUGAAAAAGAUCCCGUUAGCAAUUCCUGGAAGGCAGUCGUAGAGUAUACUACAAUAAAAGCAAUAUUAUUGCAGAAACUCAGUAGAACUGCAAGAAUAUGUGAAAGGAGAAACAGUUAAUAUUUGAGGCCAUUCAGCUCAUCAUGUCCAUGUCUCAACAAAUUCAGUUAAUCCCACCUGUAUCUUUGCCCCACAGUAGUCCUGCAAUUAUUUUAUCUUCCCAUCACCAUUGGGUUCUUAUACCAGUCACCUUCAAUUGGUGUUCUCUGCUGCUCAACAGUUUUCUUCUGUCUACUUGUCAAGACCACAAAAUUUUGAACAUCUCUGUCAAACCAUCUCUGCGUCAUUUCUCAUCAAAGGAGAACAAACCUAGCUUCUUGUAUGAUGCAUUAGAUCUUCUCAUUCCUGGAACCAUUCUUGCAAAUCAGUUCUGCCUGUUCAUCUUUCCUCACACAAGGUGUCCCAGAAUUGGACACAUUACUCCUGUUGAGGCUGAGCCGGAUUCAUCACUAAAUUCCUUGCUUUUUAAUCUAUAUGCCUCUACUUAUAAACCCCAAUAUCCCAUCUGCUUUUUGAGCCUUGGUGCAGGGUGCUAUUGACCACAUGCACGUCACUUUCAAUCCGUCAUGCAUCAGUGUCAUGCUAGUCAAAAUGGGAUUCAUUCCCCUCCACCUCCAUAUGGCACAUGGUCAUUGAUUGUGUUAUGUCUGGCAAUAACCAUAAAAGCUUCAUUCUGCAGCAGUCAGCCUACAAAUGAGUCACCAAAGCAACUCAAAAAGCAAUUGUUGGACAACAAUUUUACUUAAAUUAGCAGACAGCACACGGUUUGUGUACUACCUGAAAUUGCCCCAGCAGUCAAAGGGUUAUUGUUCAUUUUUAGCCCCUAUCCAAAUUUAGCUAAUAACAUAAUCAACAUUAUCUUUUGAGAUAUUUGUAUCUGGAAAGAAAUGUGAAGAAAACUAAUAAUAUAUAACUUAUAUGUGAGAAUUGUAUCCACUAUUCAAGAUAUAUAUCUGUAAGCAGUCUGGGCAAUAGUUCAUAAUGGGUAUAGGUUAGAGAUUUUUAUUUAAUUAUACUAAUUUUCUUUCAGCAAUGGUUUCAUAUCCUAUCAUGGAUAUGCAGUGGUACUAAUAUGUAUCAUUUAUAAAUUCAUUUCAAGAUAAUUAGGAACUUGCCAAACCGUUCAAACAGACAAUCCUGUCCUAAUUGUAGACCGUAAGAGUGGAGCAGAAAUAAUACAUUCAGCCACCUGAGUCUGCUCCACCAUUCAAUCACAGCUGAUAUGUUUCUCAGUAGUAGUAAGCCAAAGGUAGGGCUGGAAUUAAUGCAUCUCUGUCUUAGGUCGAGAGCACAUUUGUAUUUCUUUCCUUCAUUUGUAUUUUGAGUAUUGAAUUCCUUCUUGACUCUGAAAGCUUUCAAAUUAAAACCUAUGUAUUUAUGAAACAAUUUGUUUUAAUCAAAGGAACAGAAAUGCCAAGACCCUCAAUCUGCUCGUCAUUGAAAUGUUAUCAUCAAUUAUAACAAAGAAUUAACAGAUUACUUGUCAGUUCUGUGCUGUUGAGAGAUUUUAAAUUCUACUCUUUAUCUAACUCUAAUUAGUUGUGGACAAGGAUGAUGUCCAAAAAAAAAAGCAAAUGUGGUUUUGCAUCAAUUCUCUCCAUUUUUAGGAGACCUUUUGUUCAUCAUGAAUGCUACCUCAACGGAAAUCUUUAUCCUUGGAGUAGGCAAAUAACAUUUUAGUAAAAUAUUUACUCAUAAAAGCAUUUGAAUAUUAAUGCGGUAUUGGCAUAGUGAUGAACAGAUGAGCAUCUGUUCAUUUGUCAGUACACUGAUGAUGGAAGGGUAAUUUUGUGAGGCUUUUCUUUUUCUAAUAAAGUUCCGGUCUACUGAGACUGCGUGCUCAACUGAACGGACAAUUAAUUUUAUGAGGACUCAGUCCACUUAUACUCCAAGGAGUCCGAUAUUGUGCUUACCAGUCUAUUCCUCCUUGGUUGAUUUUGUUUUGUUAAAAAACACAAAUAAGAGAUGUUACUUCAAUAUGAUAGAUAGGGUCAUGGCAUCAGAUGCCAUUAGGAUUUUCUAUCAAAAUGCUGAGUGUUUUCUCUACGGUGCAUCUCACUAAUACUUAUUUAUAAAAACAGUUUGAAAACUGCAGAAUGCUUAUGGGUCUCUAUUCCAAUUUCCCAGUCGCUUUAAAAGGAGCAUAUUCUUGACGGCCACUAUUUGUAGUGGAUUUGUUACUGGAUGGUGAAGGAACUGGAUGCAUUGAAGCUGCUGGACAGUUUCCAUAGUCUCAUUUAGGGUCAGUUCUUUGCACUUGGAAGAAUUAGCAUUGUGUUUUGUUUCAGAAGAGAAAAGGUUUAACAACAAUGUUAUUCUAAGUCAAUUCUAGUCACUGUGACAGUAUUUGAGAUUUUUGACCAGAACAAUUACUGAUAAAUACAUCUCUCGAAAUCUAGAACGCAGCCAAUGCUAUCCUGGAUCACCAGAUACUAAAGUCAACAUAAAAAAGGUCAUAAGUUGUAAAAUGAACCCUGUCUUAAAAAACAUUUACAGAGGUGAAAGAUAACCACUUAAAUAUUGACAGGGAUUAGAAUCUUAUGCCAAAUGUAAAAACAAGCAAUACAAUUAAAUAACUGAGCCACCAGACCAAUGCGGCUUGUAGACAUCACCCCUAGGGGUUCAGAUCACCCCUAAAAUGUCCAUUUUGUGAAAUAAGCAAGUGUUAUUCUGAUCAAAAACUGAAUAUGUUUUAUCUCAAUGUCUGUUUGUUUAUUUAGCUCGGUAGCAAAUCUAUUUUGUGAGGCAAUAUUUAAAUGUUGUGUAAUGAGAAGGCCACAUGAGAUAAAUUUCCUUCGGUUUAAAUUAAGGCAUCCUUUAAAAUACAUUUACUAUGUAACCAAAGUCAACACACAGUCAUUGUGUAUUACACAGAAAAGGAUAUAUUUUACUGAAAUCUUUUGUCAUGCAUUCUUCAUGACAGUACCAGGGAACAACAUUUGUAUUAGAAGUGUGCUAAUAGUUGGCAAGUGGAUUGGUAUAGAUAUUGUCGAGAGUGGAAAAGCACAGCAGAUCAGGCAGCACCAGAGGAGCAAGAGAAGUGACGUUUCAGGUACAAGCCCUUCAUCAAGUAUAGAUAUUGCCAAAGAGAAUGCAUCAAUUAAAUAACAAGUGACAGCUUGCAAGUUUUAUUUAUAUCUAAAUAGGCAGGUUGAAUCUGAUUACCCUAAAGAAUUAACCAGAUUGCUGUUAGCUAUUUUGUUCAGUAUAAACAGGUGUAGUAUAUGUACUUGUCUUUCUGUCUGCAAGGAACAGGCUCUUGCAUAUCAAGGUAUGCAGAUUCCAGUACAGGCAAGUAUGUUAUACUGUGAGCCAGACUGAUUCUUAAAUUGGUUGACAAUGUAAUUCAUAACUAUUGCAUAGCAGCAGCGUACGACAGCUACUUUUACCUACUAGUCGAAUUUAUGAGAUACCCUACCCUUCUGGAUAAUGAGAGUCUUUUCAAGUCCAAAGUGGCAUUUAUGAGUUUGUACAAUGUUUGGCAUUCAAUGGAAAAAUAAUAUGAUUAACGUAGCCAUUUUCUCAGCUAGCAUUACUAGAAAAUGUAUAUGCAUUGGGGCUCCUGCAGUUCCAUACAGCGCAACGUUAACCCCGUCAGCAAUCUUGUUAAGGUCCAAGCAUUUGCUCACUAUCUAACCAUACACAGUUUGCUAUUUCUAAAAAUCUAUUAUACAAUCUAUUAUAUGGGUUUGAUAUUGCAAUGCCACUCAUUAUACUCAAAUGUUUUCUUGCCCCCUUUAAAAAUAGUGAAUACUAAAAAACCAGAAUCAAUUCAGCAAGUACCUC
This is a messenger RNA of Hemiscyllium ocellatum (epaulette shark), 6725 nucleotides long. It is a transcript of the gene nags, whose product is annotated as N-acetylglutamate synthase. The record is from RefSeq and is a predicted model, not a curated record. Gene Ontology annotation, molecular function: arginine binding; L-glutamate N-acetyltransferase activity, acting on acetyl-CoA as donor. NCBI's taxonomy places the organism in Eukaryota, Metazoa, Chordata, Chondrichthyes, Orectolobiformes, Hemiscylliidae. The coding region runs from base 18 to 1520 and encodes 500 amino acids. Gene Ontology annotation, cellular component: mitochondrial matrix. Gene Ontology annotation, biological process: L-arginine biosynthetic process. The transcript has 7 exons.